CUCAAGAAAAAUAACUGUCCAGAAUCAAAGCCAUUGAGAAGACGAGGCCAGAGGAUGAUAAGGUCAUCUGCAAUACUGAUGGAGAUCUCUCUAGAUCAAUGAGAGAAGAACCACCGACCCACUACACUUUCAGAAUCAAUCAAUUUUCACUGUUUGAAAAGUUUUCUAAAGAAAGAUGUCGUUCGCAGUCAUUUGGUGCGGGUGGCUACAGAUGGAGACUGAUUCUCUACCCAAAUGGGAAUGACAAGGGGAAAGGUUCUCACUUGUCGCUCUACUUGAAAAUAGAAGAUACUACUUCUCUUCCCCUAGGUUGGGAGGUCCAGGUGGUUUUUCGCUUCUUUGCAUUUGACCAAAUUCGGGGCCAAUAUCUGAUGUUUGAAGAAACUCAAGGGAAGCGUUUUCAUGCAAUGAAAACCGAAUGGGGAUCUGACGAGUUCAUCCCACUCAGAGUGUUCAAGAACCAAUCUUAUGGAUAUCUUGUUAAUGAUACAAGCAUGUUAGGAGCAGAGAUAUUCAUUUUUGGAGAGAGUAGAACAGGACAAAGUUCAUCAGAUUGUUUAGUGAAGGAUACCAUGAAGGUAAGGGCAGUGUUUUCACCAGCCUUAGCUGGUCCAAAAUGCAUGAUAUUUGUAUUUUCAUCUGGUAAAGCAUCCAGUGUAUGUUGA
This is a messenger RNA of Telopea speciosissima, 665 nucleotides long. Its product is annotated as ubiquitin C-terminal hydrolase 12-like. The record is from RefSeq and is a predicted model, not a curated record. The transcript has 5 exons. The coding region runs from base 99 to 665 and encodes 188 amino acids. Gene Ontology annotation, molecular function: protein binding. NCBI's taxonomy places the organism in Eukaryota, Viridiplantae, Streptophyta, Magnoliopsida, Proteales, Proteaceae.